CUAUCAUCAUCAGCCUCGACUUUCCUCUUCCAUUGGGUCAUACUCUCUUCUCUUCUUUUCGACAGAGCCUGGAGCUUCAAAUUAUUAAUUCGCAAUAUCAUCGCUUCUUCCGUUCCAUCUUUCCUCACCUCCACCCAAAAUCUAUAUACCACCUCGCAAAUAUGCUGUUCUCCAAGCAAAUCACUGUUGUCGCCGGUCUGGCAACCUAUGUCUCUGCUCACGGCAUGGUCGUAUCGAUGAAUGGUGCCAAUGGCGUCACAAUGCCUGGUCUCACAGUUGCCGAUGGCACUCCUCGUGAUUGCUCUUCCAACGGAUGCGGUUCGCAGGCCGACACAGCAAUUAUCAGAGACAGCGAAAUCUCCUCGGGCAAAGCAGGACCCCUUGGCCGAACUCAAGGCAAUGGUCCUGUUGACGCUGCUGUUAUGAUUGCUUCCUUCAUGGGAUCUGGUGCUGGUGCCGCUCCUCCCACCAACAACGGAGCUUCCGGUUCCGUGGGUGUUGAGGACAACAUUCAGAAUGCUGGAGGUGCGGGUGCCAAGCGACAGCUCCUCGGUGGUCUCCUCGGUGGGCUAGGAGGCGGUAAUGCUGCCGGAGGAGGCGGUGCUACUGGUAUUGGUGGCCUCCUCGGUGGUGGAGGAACCAAAGCUGAGGGUGCCCCCGAAACUCGUGUUGCGGCUUCUGCUGGUGAGGGUGCGAGCGCAGGCUUGCCGACCGCUGGCGACGACGGUUCGAUCAGCAUGACCUUCCGUCAAAUCAACCAGGAUGGCGCCGGUCCCUUCGAGGCUUCCGUUGACGGCACAUCUGGCGGAACUGACGCGAGUGCUUUCCAAGAUGCCACAGUCACCAAAGAUGUCCCGGGUCUUGGUGUCCAAGGUAUCUCUCUCGCUACAUCGACCGAGUUCGAGAUGGUUGUCCAGAUGCCCGCCGGUAUGACUUGCGAUGCUACAGUCGGCGGUGCUACCAACGUCUGCGUGGCUCGUGUGCGCAACGGUGCCGCUGCUGGUCCAUUCGGUGGCUCCGUCGCUUUCACUCAGAGCAACGCUUCCAGGAAGCGCGCCAUUGCUUACAGGCUCAAGAAGAGAAUGGAAAUUGGAAACUUCCACAACUAA
Periconia digitata is the source of this 1109-nucleotide messenger RNA. NCBI's taxonomy places the organism in Eukaryota, Fungi, Ascomycota, Dothideomycetes, Pleosporales, Periconiaceae. The record is from the annotation of a GenBank genome assembly.